UGACAUACUGGUGUAGUUUGACCUGACAGCACUUAGCAAGUAUCCUUUGCAAGACCUCGACUUCGUCUUCACUCUUUCAACAAGAGAUAAUUCUCGAAUCACAACGACGAGUUUGCUGUAGAUAAGUAGAUAACGUUAAUAUUACACUACAUCUCAUAAAUGAUCACGAAAGAUACAUUUGAGAUCGUCGAGGCUUGAUUUGAUUGAAACGGUAAAUCUGCUGUUAUGGUCAGAGGGUUUUGUCGUUAAACGAGUGGAUCAGAGUAGCCGAGGACACUUACCAAACUCCCCACCUACAUAUUGAGGCUUUAAACAUAUGAAGAUUUCAUUUUAGAACAAAACCUGCAAGUCAUUCACUGGGAGUAUAUGCUAAUUAAGCGAUGAUAUAAGUUAAAAUCUGAAAUGAAAUAAACAAACAAAAUCAUCAAAUUGCUAUAUUGGAAUACUAGUAAAUAAACAAAUGAAUAAAUAAACAAGAAAAAUAAGUUUAUGCGGUGCUUUCGAAGCUGCAAAAAUGUAUUAUUAACAGACUCCGGUAUACAUAAGAACUAAUUUCUAGCAGCAACUGAGGAGUGUUCAAACCUUAGGCCCAUAACUGAUACGCAGGGAUCUACUUCAUUUGAAAUCUAGUUUUGAGACUGAACAAGGAUCAAGAUGGGCACGGACGUGAAAGAAGGGAUCAGUGGGAUGGUGCAGUACGCAAAGAGCAACAGAUACGCUCUGUAUGUCCUCUUCAUGUGUAUGAUGGCUUACCUGGUGAAUCAGAUGAACACGUUUGUCGUGGUGGCUACAAACACGUCCAUGGCGCAGGAACUGCAGUACGGUGACAGGGUGUGUAACGCCACAAAUGCUACAGCAACAGCUAUACUGAUAGCUGAAAGUCAUCCCAAUGUAACUGCCAAUAUAUACUGUCAGCAAAACAACAACUUAUGUGACCGCAACACAACGGUUUGUCAAUGGAAGUACCUUGGUACUGGGAUCUUGUACCAGUUACUGGCAGGCCCACUUUACAUUGUCUUGUACGCAGUCAGUGGAAUACCUCUCGGUAUGAUAUCUGAGUUGAACAACAUCAACAGAAAGCUGAUUCUAGCUAUAUGUGUUAUACUAUGGUCGGUGAUGACACUCCUUAGCGGUUUUUCACAAGCCUACUGGCACGUCGCUGUAUGUAGGCUGGCCCUUGGAAUAUUUGGGGCAGGCUGUGUGCCUUUUGCCGCUUCCAUAAUCGCUGGAUACUUUGAACAGUCAAAACGUGGUGCCGCUUUAGGAUUCUUCAACUGGGGUAUCUAUGUUGGGUACAGCAUCUCAUUUCUCAUGUUGAUCGCUGAGAGGAAUCUUGGCUGGCGGGCUGUCUAUUUCAUCGCAGGAGCCCCUGGUUUGGCUGUUGGGAUUAUCAUUUUGAUAACCGUAAAGGACCCCGAAAAGGAAGACGAUGCUGAUUCGGAGGCUGCGUUGUCUAAGAUAAAGAACACAGCAGGUAAACUGAAGAGAGCAUGUCUCGUCUUCCUGAACCCAAUCCUCUUGAUCCUGUGCCUAGGGGGCGCCAUCAGGAACGGGGCUGGUAUAGUGUGGGCGUACAACAUCAACAAUUUCUUUAGGUUCUACCAUCCUGGUACGAGAGUCGAGGCUUGGAUGUCGUGGAUUCCGCUAACAUUCGGAUCUGCGGGGUCAUUCCUUGGUGGAGUUAUUUCCGAUAAGUUUGCCAGGACGAGAGGACCAGUUGGCCGGCUUAUUGUGCUCAUAGGAUCACUGUUGAUUUCUGCUCCAUUCCAAGUGGGUACUCUAUUCCUGCCGAUGCCAUGGGCCUUCAUAAGCCACAUCCCGGCCUAUCUGAUUGGGGAGAUGUGGAUAGGGGUCUGCCUAGCUGUUGUAGUCGACUUGGUGCCAGAGGACCUCCGUGCCUCUUCUGUUGCCGUAUACAUUUUCAUUAUACAGAUGAUUGGGGGCAAUAUGAACUUAAUGGUUACCCCUCUGAGACAGGUGCUAGACCUGCGUUACGCACUACUAAUUGGAUUCCCUGGGAGUUACGUUUUAGGGGCCCUGAUUUUCAUCUUGACUGCAUUUUUGUUGAAGAAGUAUCGCCCCCAUAUCCAAGAUGAUAUAGACCAUGCAGAGAUAGUGGUGCCACCUAUAAGUGAGAUUCCCGAAAAGGAAAAUCUAGCGUAUAACAAGGACAGUGGAAAUGGUUAUGCAACAGUGACUGAUAUAGACACGGGUAUCAUGCCAAUAGAACGUGACAAUCAAGCAAGUCCAACAAAGAAACGUUAUAUUGAUCCAAGUACUUUAUAGUGAAAAAAUCGAAUGUAUAUAUUCUAGACUUCUUUGGAUACUAAUCAUUCCAUAUAGAUGCUUCAGCCCCUAAAGCAAAUUGUUAGAUCACAUUCCAAGAGCAAACUUUUAGAAUAUAUUGGCAUCAUAUCAUGAAUUUUCAACAUUUUCAAAAAUAUUUUGGCAUCGUGAUUUCAAGACCCAUGAGUUACAUCAGAAUAAUUUUUGUAAUGAGUAAAAUAUUACAGUUUUGACAUCAUGAUUUCAGAAACAAAUAUUUACAUGUUUUUAAGAAAAAAUAUUUCCGGGGCUAUAUCUUGAAAGCCCAUAAUUAUUUGCUCAUUUCAAGGACAAUUUUUUGGCAUCAUGAUCUAACAUGUCUAGUUAGUUUUGGGAUUUAAAGGAAAAUUUUGUAAGAAUUAGAGAGGAGUGGCAAAAUUAUUGAAAUGAUUAUAAGCAUGGCUAGGUUUAGACGCAUAUUAUACCAUCCGACUAAAGCAUGUACAAACAAGUAUUUAUACUCCGCAUUUUUGUAUCACAAAGAGUCACCAUGAACAUUUUAUGAAGCAGUUAUUAAUAAGCAACUAUGUUCAAAUAUUUAUUUUUCAUAUAUUGUUUACAUCAUAAUCGUGGUAUGGGAGUACAUACGUGUAUAUUAGUUUGACUUUAUAUUCACCCAUGGACUGACUGAUGAUCCUCAAAAUGGCACGAAUAAGGUUAGCCUAUAUAUUUUCAACCUAGAAGAUAGACACUAGGCUAAAUCAAAAAUCUGGAAACGUGUUUUUGAAACUCAGUAUAACAGUAAAAGGCUUUUGGUGAAUAUCAGGAAAAAUUUAGUGGCACACCAUUAUCUGUUUCAUUAUUUUGGGAUUGCAAAAUGAAGUUUUAUAGUAAAAAUAAGUAUGCUGUGCUAUGAUGAUAAAAUGGCACUAUUUCUAUUGAAAUAUGAUUUUUUACAAACUCUGGAUCUAAUACUAGUACACAUCUUUGUAAGGUUCAUGUAUGCCACACAUUUUACUUUACUGAUUCACAUCUGUAUCUUUCAAGGUCUAAAUUGAUA
Messenger RNA from Owenia fusiformis, 3325 nucleotides. The record is from the annotation of a GenBank genome assembly. NCBI's taxonomy places the organism in Eukaryota, Metazoa, Annelida, Polychaeta, Sabellida, Oweniidae.